Messenger RNA from Dryobates pubescens (Downy woodpecker), 429 nucleotides. RefSeq names its product neuronal PAS domain-containing protein 4-like. The transcript has 2 exons. Gene Ontology annotation, biological process: regulation of transcription by RNA polymerase II. Gene Ontology annotation, molecular function: RNA polymerase II transcription regulatory region sequence-specific DNA binding; DNA-binding transcription factor activity, RNA polymerase II-specific. The record is from RefSeq and is a predicted model, not a curated record. The coding region runs from base 15 to 362 and encodes 115 amino acids. NCBI's taxonomy places the organism in Eukaryota, Metazoa, Chordata, Aves, Piciformes, Picidae.
CUUUCGUCAGCGAGAUGCGCACCUCCAAGGCGUUCCGGCUGCAGCACGGGGGGAACCGGCCCGUAGCGGUGCGCGGCCGCUUCAUGGCUCAGCGGUGGCCGGCCCCCUCCUCCUCCUCAGCCUUCCUGGCCCUCUGCACGCCCCUUGCGCGGCUGCCUGCAGAUGGCGACACCAGCUCCCGGGAUGACCUAUUCCAGAGCACACACCUCCUAGACAUGACAUUUGCUGACGUUACGGAAAGUGUCACCUACCACCUUGGCUACCACAGGGAGGAGCUGAUUGGUCAGUCCUGGUACAACCUCCUGCACCCCGAGGAUGUCAACCUAGCAGCUGCCCAGCACAGGGCCGUGGGUGAGUGUUAGGCCUGGGCACAGGUGUGGUUCUUCUCUGGCUAUACCUGAAACCUGUCUCUCCAGGACAAGAGGAACA